This is a messenger RNA of Schistocerca americana (American grasshopper), 1085 nucleotides long. RefSeq lists its product as uncharacterized. The transcript has 5 exons. The record is from RefSeq and is a predicted model, not a curated record. NCBI's taxonomy places the organism in Eukaryota, Metazoa, Arthropoda, Insecta, Orthoptera, Acrididae. Gene Ontology annotation, biological process: regulation of transcription by RNA polymerase II. Gene Ontology annotation, molecular function: DNA-binding transcription factor activity, RNA polymerase II-specific; RNA polymerase II cis-regulatory region sequence-specific DNA binding; protein dimerization activity. The coding region runs from base 51 to 842 and encodes 263 amino acids.
GGCCAGAGGACAUCGGACCAGUACCACAGCUGCGGCGAACCCUGCACCAAAUGGUGGAGUGGGACGGCGACGGCGACGGCGACGCCACAGACCACAGCACGACGUCGUCGCCGGGCGGCGAGGCGUCGGCGUCCGCCUCGGCGUCGGGGUCGCGCCGCUGCCCGUCCGAGGACGACGCCCUGUCCGACGAGUUGUCGCUGGCCGCGCUCGGGGGCGGCGUGGGCGGCUGCGGGCCGGCGCGCGGCGGCGGCGGCGGCGUCGCCGUGCGCAAGAUGUUCACCAACAGCCGCGAGCGCUGGCGCCAGCAGAACGUCAGCGGCGCCUUCGCGGAGCUGCGCAAGCUCGUGCCCACGCACCCGCCCGACAAGAAGCUCUCCAAGAACGAGAUCCUCCGCAUGGCCAUUCGGUAUAUCAGACUGCUGACUAACGUCCUCGACUGGCAGAAACAGCAACAGCUGCAACAACAGCAGCAGCCCCAAAAGUUCUUCCACAACAACAACCACAACAACAGCAGCAACGGGCUGCAACACCACAUGCACAACGGGGGCAGGCAUCGCGACGUGGGGGUGCAGCCGCUGGUGAAGCGGGAAGUGGGGACCGCAGCGAGUGUCCUCAAGAGGGAGCACAACCACGGCCACGGCACCAACGGCCUGCUCGUCCUCACCACGCCCGCCAUCAAGGUCGAGAGGGACGAGGACGACGAGGAUGACAACAGACACACAACACUUGUGAAUGAGAGUCAGCUAAGGAAGGUGCCAACUUGUUGGCAUCAUCACAGCCUUGGAUUGUCACUUGGCAAACCACCUCCUUCGCAUUCAUCAUCCUCUAGUGGAAACAAGUGACUAUAAAAGUGAUCUUGUUUAUCUGUGUUCUGACUCAGGGGAAUAAGUCAGCUGCCACCAUUUCAUUACCCUGGUGUCUUUCUACUGAGUUAACACAAGAGACUGAAAAAGUUAACUGUGAUUUAAAGUCAAAUGUUGUAGCUUUACAUUAGUGUUUAAUACAAUUUCUUGUGUAUAGUUUCACAUAAAUUACAUUUUAAAAUGAAUGACAGUGCAUAUAUAUGUUUAUUGUGAUAUGUGUUU